Rotaria sp. Silwood2 is the source of this 963-nucleotide messenger RNA. NCBI's taxonomy places the organism in Eukaryota, Metazoa, Rotifera, Eurotatoria, Philodinida, Philodinidae. The record is from the annotation of a GenBank genome assembly.
AUGGAUUCACGUGUAAUUCUUUCUGAUAAAAAUACAAUGCCACGACUUGGUCUUGGUACAUGGAGAAGUGAACCAGAAAAAGUCCAAAAUAUAGUUAAAGAAGCUAUAUUAAAUUGUGGUUAUCGUCAUAUUGAUUGUGCGUGGUUAUAUAAAAAUGAAAGUGAAGUUGGUAAUGGUAUUAAUGAAGCCUUAGACUUAAGUCAAGGAAAAAUAAAACGUGAAGAUUUAUUCAUUACAACUAAAUUAUGGAAUCAACAUCAUGGACGAGAAGAUGUUGAAUGGGCUAUUCGUGAUAGUUUAGAAAAACUUCGAUUAGAUUAUGUUGAUCUUUAUCUUAUGCAUUGGCCUGUUGCUUUUAAAAAGAUGAAUGAAAAUCAAUGGUCACAAAAUGAAGAUAAAACAGUUCGUUAUUAUGAUGAAAAUAUAACACUUGCUGAUACAUGGAAAUCAAUGGAAAGAUUAGUUGAUUUAAAAUUAGUACGUUCAAUAGGUGUAUCAAAUUUCAAACCAUCAGAAAUAAAUGAAAUUAUUCAAAUAGCUCGUAUUAAACCAGUUGUAAAUCAAAUUGAACUUCAUCCAUAUUUAAAUCAAAAAGAAUUACGUGAAUAUUCUAAAAAAGAAAAUCUUAUUCUAACAAGUUAUUGUCCAUUAGCAAAUUUAAAACGAUUAAAUGAACGUGAAGAAGAAACAUCACCAUUAUAUAAUCCUAUUAUUAAACAAAUAGCAAAAUCAAAAAAUCGAACAACAUCACAAAUUAUUAUUCGAUGGCAUCUUCAACAUGGUCUUACUCUUAUUCCAAAAACAAUUACAUUACAACGUCUUUAUGAAAAUUGUCAAGUAUUUGAUUUUAAUUUAUCAGACAAUGAUAUGUUUAUAAUUGAUCAAUUAGAAAAAACACAUCAUAGACGUUUCGUUAAUCCACCAUUUUUACCACCUGGGAAUAAAAAUGUAUUUGAUGAUUAA